AUGUCCGGAACCAUGGGUGACUCCACGCGUGCCCGACUAGCCGGUGCCAUUCGCUCGGCCAACGCCGGCGGAGGUGUUUCGGCUGGCGACCGUGCGGCCGGUGUUUACGUGGGCGGCUAUGCGGGCGGGAUGGGUGGAACCUGGUCCAAGGCUCCCACCAACCGCGGUGUUGAUCCCAUGCGGGCGGGUGAGGCCGGUGGCGGCGCGGGCGCGGGAGCAGCACCUGGUCCUGGAAGCUCGUGGCAGGGAGCCGAUUGGGACCCGCAAGACGCCCGCAGCCUCUUCCAUAUACUGGCGCCUAGAGACGUUUGCCGCGCGUCGCCAUCGUUCAGCUCUACGCUCAGUCGCUCCCACGGCCAAAGGGAGCGCAUCCGGCCCGCAAGCCAGGGGGCUAAGAACGCCUGGGAUGAGCUGCCGCGGAAGGAUCUGCCCAGGGCACCACCGCAUGGAGUCACAACCAAACAGAUCAAGCCCGCCUCCGCCACUUUGGCCGGCGGCAAGACCACCAAGCCGUUAUCUGGCAUCGGAAUGGACCUCAAGUCGCCGGGGCUGGGGCAGAUGGAGGCGAUAGGGGGCGCCGUGGGGGGGGCUGCAGCCCGAGGGGGUGGGGNGUGGAGCGGUGUUGUCGGCGGCGGCGCCGACCUGAGUGACGCGAGUAUGGCCAUGUUGGAGGACCAGAUCCGGGAUGCCUUGAGGGCGCGCCGUUCAGUGUACGAGGACAGCAAGGCCGUACUGCUGAAGAUGUUCAAGUCUGUGGACGACGGCAGCGGCGAUGUGAGCUGGGAGGAGUUUUGCGCCAUGUGCGGGCAGCUGGGGGUCGAGUGCGGUGUGGCGGAGGCGCAGCGCCUGUUUGAGAGGUUCGGUUACAAGGACAGAUUGCCGUACAACCGUUUUGCCAACAUUUUGCUGACGCAGCCCAGCCGGCAGUUGGCGGAGGAGAUGCCGAGCUUGGCGGCAGCGCCCGGGCCGGGUCCCGAGAUCCGCCACGGUCCCUUCAAGGACGUCAUGGCCGCCAACUUCCACGGCAAGAUCAAGGACAAGCGGUGCAGGAAGCCCCUCUACACACCCACCAACUGGGACCCGCAGCUGGAUGGCGCGAGGUCUGCGGAGCUGCCCAACAAGCGACUCGUGCUGAAUUUCGUGUACGGAUACAACGGCAAGGAUGCCACCAGUCAGAACCUGUUCUACAACGCCGCUGGCCAGGUGGUCUACUUCACUGCGGGGCUGGGGGUCGUGUACACCCGGAGGACAGGCACAGCCCCACAGCCUGCGUCCGCCAGUGCUGCUGCUGCCGCCGAUUCCUCUGUCGCCGCUGGCGGCGGUGGCGGUGGCGGAGGCCACAGUCAACACUUUUUCCUCGGUCACACGGACGACAUAAAGGCGCUGGCGCUGUGCCCCGCAGAGGUGACCAGUCACGAGGAGGGUCCGUACAUUUGUGUUUGGGACAGCCGGGUGGGCUCCCAGCAGGGUGAGCCCCAGCUGGUCCGGCUGUCCUUCAGGAAGGAGGACCGUGGCUUCUCAGCGCUGGGAUUCUCGCAUGACGGCGUGUACUUGGCGGCCGUGGCGUGCGACAACUCCAACACGGUGUAUGUGUACGACUGGAGGAGGAGUCGACAGGACGGUUCGGGCAAGGGGCAGAUGGGGGACCCGCCGCAGGUGUACGGCAUAGAGUGGAAUCCGUACGCUGGAGACCGCCACUCGGCGUUACCACCUGCUUUCCUCACCUUUGGCAAAAAGCACAUCAAGAUGUGGUCUCGGAGCGAUACGGGUCAGUGGGCCGCCAAGCAGCUGAGCACGGGGCGACUGGACAUGCAGAACGUGCACAGCGCUGCAUGGCUGCCACCCAAGGAGGGGCCGGGGGGGGAGUGCUUGGUGGUGGCGGGCAUGGCAGAUGGGCAGCUGUACAUAUUCAAGGGCUCCACCGCGGUCAAGUCCAUAGCUGCUCACGCUAAGGGCCCCCAGUCCAUCCAGCCUGAUGGCCACGUGGCGUACACCGGGGUGCGGGGGAUGAGGCUGGCGGAGGGGAGGGACCCGGCCACGGGGGCACCCACCGGCAAGAGGGUGCUGCUGACAGGCGGUGCCGACAGCACCAUCCUUCGUUGGGACGUGUCCGACGGCUCGCUGGCGGAGGGGCGCUUCGCCGGGCCCCCGCUGCUGCUGCGCUCGUCCCUGCCGGACCGGGGCCAUGCCGUACGGUCCCUGGACUACGACCCUAUCCGGGGGGUGGUGCUGGUGGGGACCAACCAGUGCAACGUGAUGGAGACGAUUCUGGUGUACGGGCACUGCGACGACGUGUGGGCGGUGGCCUUCCACCCCGCCCGGCCCACCCGCGCCGCCACCGUAUCCGACAAGGUGGUCAGCCUGUGGGACCUGGGGGGGGAGGAGCGCUCCCUGGAGCGGUGCAGCGUGGUGGGGUUUGCGGCCCGGGCGGUGGCCUUCUCCACGCGGCCGCUUGAGGCGGACGGGAGCACGUACCACGUUGCGGUGGGGGGAGCGAAGGGUGACCUCAUGAUUCUUCUGGAUUCCAGUCUCCAGCCCGUUCACAAGACCAAGGAUAGCCGGGAGGGGAUCACGGACCUCAAGUACUCCCCGGACUGCCGCCUGCUGGCAGCCGCAACCGCAGAUACCUGGAUAGACGUCUACUCGGUGGCCAAGGGCUACACGCGCCUGACCCGCUGCAGCGGCCACUCCUCAACGGUACGGGGAAUUGACUGGAGUACGGAUGGAUCUGUACUGCAAAGCGACUCGGCGGAUCUGGAGCUGCUGGUGUGGAACGCCAGGACGGGCAAGCAGAUCCCCAUCCCCGCGCGCGACGUGCAGUUCUCCACGUACACGGUGCGCCUGGGCUUUCCCGUCAUGGGCAUCUGGCCCGACGGCGCCGACGGCACCGACGUCAACGGCCUGGACCGCUCCCGCCGCGGCGACGUGGUGGCCACCUGCGACGACGACGGCAUGGUGAAGCUCUUCAACUGCCCCUGCGUACUGGAUGACGCACCGCACCGGGCGUACCGGGGCCACAGCAGCCACGUGUUGGGGGUGCGAUUCAACUGCGACGACAGCUUGCUGGUUUCCGUUGGUGGUUACGACUGGGCCAUGUUUCAGUUCAAUGUGGUGGAGCUGGCCCCCAUGGACCACGGACCCUACCUGCCUCAGAAGGUGUGGGGAGCGCUGGAUCCGGAAGGUCGGUCGUUCGGCUGGACGUACACGCCGUACGACGUCACGCCGGACGCCGGCAGCAGCGCUCCGCAGGCACCGCCGCCGCUGCCAUCGGGCACGCCGCCAAGUCACGAGGUGACGCCGGCGGGCGGGGGAGUGGUGACGGCGACAGCGGAGGCUGCGGAGGCGGUCGAGGACGACUUGCCGGUGGAGGAGGAGGAGAUUGCGCCGGGUGGCAAUGGCGACUUUUGA
Molecule: messenger RNA, 3408 nt
Organism: Volvox carteri f. nagariensis
Lineage: Eukaryota; Viridiplantae; Chlorophyta; Chlorophyceae; Chlamydomonadales; Volvocaceae
Exons: 18
Coding region: 1-3408 (1135 amino acids)
Molecular function (GO): calcium ion binding; microtubule binding
Source: RefSeq, a predicted model, not a curated record